This is a messenger RNA of Frieseomelitta varia, 2086 nucleotides long. It is a transcript of the gene Rsph4a, whose product is annotated as radial spoke head protein 6 homolog A. Gene Ontology annotation, cellular component: axoneme; radial spoke. Bases 166 to 1929 code for a protein of 587 amino acids. The transcript is spliced from 11 exons. Gene Ontology annotation, biological process: cilium assembly; cilium movement involved in cell motility; axoneme assembly. The record is from RefSeq and is a predicted model, not a curated record. Lineage: Eukaryota; Metazoa; Arthropoda; Insecta; Hymenoptera; Apidae.
CGAUACACGCGUGUUACAAAACAAUGGCAGCAAGCUGUGUAAAACGGUUACGUUUUUGACGUGUGAUAAAGAUUUGAGACAUUUCGCUUAUUGUGGCUUACUGUGGAAAACGAGAGUGGAAUGGUACGGUGAUGCGUCGGUGGAGAAAAUAGCCCAACGUUAAAAAUGGCGUACAGCUACAAUGUCGAAGAAGUACCACACGACGAUGUUCCCUGCAUGGAGCACGAUAUACGACGUGCGAAAAAAUUCCUUCAGAAACACAGUCCGGAGUCAGGUGAUAGCCUGUACGAUCAUCUGACGGAAGUGUUGGCCAAGAUACUGGCCGAGAGGCCAAAGAACGCGGUGGAUAUAUUCGAGGAAUUCAGCAGAAGAGUGAAGGAGGAAAGAUUCAAGACCAAGUCCCAUCAUUUUCGAGAUGUAUACGUUCCACCGACGCAGUCCGAGGAUGCGAAAAAGAUCAUCAAGCUGUUCCAGAACGUUCAGAGCAUCUACGAAGGCGAGGGAGAAAAGCGUGAGACAGAAGACGAAGAGGAAGAAGGGGAUACGAGGAAGAAAAUGCCGAAUAUGCUGGAUCUUUUAUUUUAUUUCGAACAGACUAACGUGGGGUUACCUCGGUCACAGAUGGUGCUGCUUAAUUUGUCCAUACGAAAACUCAUCGCUGAGUCUCCUAUAGAAAAUGUCAAAUUUUGGGGAAAAGUCCUUGGAAGUCCGAAAAAUUAUUACGUAGUAGAAGCGGAUUUAAAACCCGAAGAAUUAAACAACAGAUUAGAGAGAAUGGCGGAGGAAGAAGAACGGAAGCGUCAAGAGGAACAAAUGAGAACGGAAGAGAAGGCAAAAGUCGAGAGAGAGGCUGCUGAAACCGUGGAACGAGACGCGGCGGAGGAAACCGAGGAAGCAGCAGGGGCAACGGAGAAAAAAGACCAGGAGGGUUUGAAGCUCGUCUUUCCGCCUCUGCCUACUCAUUCGUGGGUGCCACCACCGGAAGUACCUCCGGAGAGAAUCGGAACUGGCGCGAAUGCCAAGGUGUAUUUUGUAUGCAACGAGCCCGGUUUGGACAAGUGGAUCGAACUGCCACCGGUUACGCCGCAGCAGAUAGUAAUUGCACGACAGAUUGUCCGUUACUGCACAGGAAAUUUGGAAACACCGAUUCACACUUUCCCACCGUUUCCCGGUACAGAAAAGAAUUAUCUUCGCGCGCAAAUAGCCAGAAUCAGCGCGACCACCCAAGUCUCGCCGAUUGGAUUCUUCACUUUCGGUACCGGAGAAGAGGAGGAAGAGUUGAUGGAGGAAAUGGAAGAAGGUGGAGUGUUGUCCGAGAACGUGCAUUACGAUCCUUUGCCUAUUAAGGAUUUAAUAGACCCUUCUAUGUCGAACUGGUGUCAUCAUGCACCGUAUCUUUUGAAACAAGGCCGUAUCGUAUGGUGGAAUCCAAGUGGAAGAGCAGAAGAUGAACUCGGAGAGGAAGAAGAAAUGGAUGAAGAAGAGGAAGAAGAUGCAAAAGCUCGCGUUGAGAAAGAGGUUGGACCACCACUUUUGACACCAUUGUCAGAAGACGCUAUUGUGGACGGCAUAACACCGUGGAGAGCUUUGCAAUCGUCUCGCACCCAACCUGAUCAAGCAGUCGCAUUAAUUAGAUCAAACGUUUGGCCCGGAGCGUUCGCGUUUGCCUGUGGAAAGCGUUUCGCUAACGUGUACAUCGGCUGGGGUCACAAAUACAUCGCGUACAAUUACAGCCCACCGUUCAUGCCACCUGUGCAAGAUCAGUACAAGAUCGGUCCGGAGAUUAUGGAAAUUCAAGAUCCUACCUUCGAACAAGAGGAGGCCUACAGAAUUUCCCGAUUGCCGCCUGAGCCAGUUAUACCGAUGGGAGAGGAAGAAGAGGCAGUGGAAGAAGAAGAAGAGGAAGAAGAAGAGGAAGAAGAUGAAUAAUUUAAGUGACAUUAUUGACAGAGUCUAGAUCAAGAUCCAGGUUUACCGGUAAAACAGAUGCAUUCGGCUGUUGGUAUUCUUGUAAUUCUUGACAUAUCAACAGAGAUUAUCGUUAUUUCAUAUUUAUGAAAAAAUAACAUUGCGAUGUAUAUGAAUA